GGAACCUUUGAGCGACGGCACUCUUCCGGCGGCAUCAGUCUCAUCGUGUCCUGGAGUUCAUGGCAAACGCAGGUGCUUCGUCUUCUUCCCAGCCGGAAGGUCUUCUUGAAGAAGAAUACGACUUAAUAUAUGGCUCUGAAUCGGGUUGGGUCGAAGCUCGAACUUCGUGCGAUCACCUUGGUUCGUUGGGGACCGAUCUUACCCACAUCCCGUCUCCUGAAACUCCCUGCAAUAGUUGCCAACACCCCAGUGAGAACUGGCUGUGUUUGUCCUGUAAGGAUGUGCUUUGUAGCCGUUUUGUGAACAAGCAUAUGCUUCAGCAUUAUCAGCAAACGAGUCACAGUGUGGCGCUCAGCUUCAGUGAUCUGUCAGUCUGGUGCUUCUCCUGUGAUGCUUACUUAGAUGCUCAAGUGAUUCCACAGCUGCGCGCGGUUCAUGAAAUAGCCUAUAUAUUGAAAUUCAAAGAGGCUCCACCUUUGCGCCCAAUUAAUCAUCCUCCCAGUGGAGAUAAUCGAGCCGAAAAUUCAUCAUCUGGUAGUUGAGAUUGACAGGGUAAAAGUAAACCAUAGGAUAUUUGCUUAUCUUAAUUUCUUUGGGGCCAUCUUAUCUUCAGUGUCUUUGAAUAUCAUCUUUGCAGAGGCCUUACAGCUGUUAGGAUUAAUAUCUUAUGAAUGCAAAUAUUGUAAGUUGGACAUGUUGGUAUGCAGGAUCCAGCUAUUACUUGAAUCAGAUAAAUAUAGGUUUAUUGGUGUUUGUUAUCAGAUUGUCUAAUGGUAGCUAGCGCUAACAUGACAGAUGAGAUGCAUAAUUUUACAGCUUAGUACCGCGUGAUUGAGUA
This is a messenger RNA of Neltuma alba, 838 nucleotides long. RefSeq names its product histone deacetylase 6. The transcript has 4 exons. Lineage: Eukaryota; Viridiplantae; Streptophyta; Magnoliopsida; Fabales; Fabaceae. The record is from RefSeq and is a predicted model, not a curated record. The coding region runs from base 60 to 542 and encodes 160 amino acids. Gene Ontology annotation, molecular function: zinc ion binding.